UGGCCGAGGAUGACUGUAAAGCAGUUGAAAAGCUUUCCAUGAAAUAAAAAUAAAUAGUGCUGGAACUAAAAGAAGUUUUAUUCAAACACGGAUUCUCUAUUAUGGAGUUCCAUAGCUUGGACUGUACUACUUUAGACAAAAAAUAAUGGAUAUAACUUUCAAAAUUGGGUAACAAGUUCAUCCCUAAAAACUAAUUGAUACAUUCUGAAGAUAUUUAAGUUUCCCUUCAGAAUUCAAUUAUUCCAAAUGAUCACGUGACUGAUUUUUGUGGUUUUAAAAAAAAGUUAGGUUUAAAAACACCAACACUAAGUUAAGUUUUCAUAUUUUAUUACAUUUUAUUCAAUUAACAUUUCAAGUUAUGAAGGAAAACUCCAAUGUCUCCAAAGAGAGAUUUUUUUUUUUUUAAUUUUAACAAUUCAAACCCAGGACCUUUACCUUACAGUGAUCAGCACGAUUCAAUGCCCAAACCGUUGCGCCCACCGUCGCCCUAAAAUUCAUCUUUAACAAUUAAUUUAUUAACUUGAUAACUCCUAUUUAGUUUGUAACUGAUUGUUGAGGUAUUAAAAACAAAAAAUAAAUAAAUUUUUUUUGUAUUUUAUUCAAUUAAAUUUUCAAGUUCUGAAGGAAACCUCCAAUAUCUUCAGAAUAAAUCGACGACUUUUGAAGUUUCUAGUAUUAUUUAACUUUUUUUUUAAAACAGAACGGAAAGGACUUUCACAAUUUUAGGGAAAAAAAUAAGGCAAAAGUUCAUCAUGGCAGCUUAAUGCACCAACUUAUUAAAAUUCUAAUAGUGCCAGCUUCUAUGGAAAAAAUUACCUUUGGAACCAUACGUCGUUUUACAAUAAAAUAGACGGAGUAAAAAUAAAAAGCCGUCUUCUAUCAAAAUUCCCACGGUAUAGUUUUUUUAAUAAGGAUUUUUUCUACCAAGGUUUUCAUUCAAAACAUGUCUAUAAUAAGUAUGUAGUUGUGCCAUUGUGAGUCAUACUGCUAAGCUUAAGUAAGUACUAUAAUACUAUAUAAGUACUAAGUUAAAUAAAUACACAGUGCACAAACAUGAUGUUCUAUGCUGUACACACAUUAACAUAUGGCUUUUAGUUAGAAUCUGUUUUUAGUAAUUAUAAACAACAUUUAAUACUUUUUUAAGGUUUUAGGUUGUUUAAUACAUAAUUACGAAAAAAAUUAUUUAAAAAAAUUACAAAAUGCCUAUAUAUGAAAAAAGAAGUGCAUGUUGGACUAGAAUGGCCCAGGCGUAUGUGAUAAUGGGAGAAAAAAACGAAGCCUGCCAACUUCUUGUGCAUGCAUCUGAAAUUGAGCCGCUUCUUUGGGAAAUAUGGCGAGAUUUGGCGUUGUUAAGCGUAGACUGCAAGAAUUAUGACAAGACUAUCCAAUCCUACCUCAGGAUACUGGAAAUCGGUGAGAAUUAUCUCAAUGUAGAUCUUCUCGAUAAAAUCGCCUAUGGUAUCUCAGGAGAAAACGCUGUGUCCCCGUCUUCUGAAAUGAGGAGUAAAUUAAUGGAGCUUUUUACAAAAUUGAUCCAACGAUUCCCCAACUAUCCGCCACUUUGGUGCGCUUACGGCUUAACGAUUGCAUCCGUAGAGAAUCCGUCCAAAAAGAUUCGGGAAGAUGCAAUAACUGCGUUACAGAACUCACUGAAAAUACUCAUUGACGACAAAUACUGGUACCUUAAGGUUAAUAAAAUAGGACACAUCAUAGACAGCGCUUAUCAUAUAAUAAGAGCAUUCAUUGCCGUCAGUGACAAAUUUUAUGGAACACCGGAAUCUACGAAGUUACUUGAAAAUGCCAGAGCUGUGACAAAUAAUCUGACCAGCAAGUUAGAAGAAGCACAGCUAGACAUAAUAUCUGGCCUUGUUAUUUCACGAUUCUCCCAUACUUACAAUUCCUUAAAAACACUUUUGGUAACAAUUGAUAAGAAAUUAUUUUACAAAGAUUUUUAUAAAGUUGACUCAACGAGUGUUUAAACCAAAUUUGUAACAGUUAAUAAAAACAUGUGAUAUAGUUUUUUAAGCAAUUUAUUUUUAUUAAAGUGUUGUAGUGCUGUAA
Cimex lectularius (bed bug) is the source of this 2061-nucleotide messenger RNA. RefSeq lists its product as uncharacterized. Gene Ontology annotation, molecular function: protein binding. The transcript has a single exon. The record is from RefSeq and is a predicted model, not a curated record. The coding region runs from base 1200 to 1979 and encodes 259 amino acids. NCBI's taxonomy places the organism in Eukaryota, Metazoa, Arthropoda, Insecta, Hemiptera, Cimicidae.